This is a messenger RNA of Thlaspi arvense, 876 nucleotides long. The record is from the annotation of a GenBank genome assembly. Lineage: Eukaryota; Viridiplantae; Streptophyta; Magnoliopsida; Brassicales; Brassicaceae.
AUGUCGACCUUAGCUGCUUCGUUGGUCAAUGGGGUUGGUCUGAAACCAGAAAGGGCGUUUCUUUGCCAGCCCACUUCGUUUCCUUCCUCGAGAACCCAGAUUCUAUUGAGGGGUAUUUUGGUAGUGAAGCUUCUCAUGGAAAGGAAAACUCAUGGUGUUGUCAAGGCCUCGUCUCGGGUUGAUAAGUUCUCGAAAAGCGAUAUCAUUGUUUCUCCAUCGAUUCUAUCUGCCAACUUCUCCAAAUUGGGCGAGCAGGUAAAAGCGGUAGAGUUAGCAGGUUGUGAUUGGAUUCAUGUUGAUGUGAUGGACGGUCGUUUUGUUCCCAACAUUACAAUUGGACCGCUUGUGGUUGACGCCUUGCGCCCUGUGACGGAUCUUCCAUUGGAUGUUCAUCUUAUGAUAGUAGAACCUGAACAGAGAGUGCCAGAUUUCAUCAAAGCGGGUGCUGAUAUAGUUAGUGUGCAUUGUGAGCAAUCCUCGACCAUCCAUCUGCAUCGUACAGUCAACCAAAUUAAAAGCUUGGGAGCUAAAGCUGGAGUUGUCCUUAAUCCUGGCACCCCAUUGACUGCAAUCGAAUAUGUAUUAGACUCGGUUGAUCUGAUCUUGAUAAUGUCUGUGAACCCUGGGUUUGGCGGGCAGAGCUUUAUCGAAAGCCAAGUAAAGAAAAUCUCGGACUUGAGAAGAAUGUGUGUAGAGAAGGGAGUCAACCCAUGGAUUGAAGUCGAUGGUGGAGUCACUCCAAAGAAUGCGUACAAGGUUAUUGAGGCUGGAGCAAAUGCUUUAGUGGCUGGAUCAGCUGUAUUCGGAGCCAAAGAUUACGCAGAAGCUAUAAAAGGAAUCAAAACUAGCAAGAGACCAGAAACAGUGGCUGUGUGA